Molecule: messenger RNA, 2510 nt
Organism: Hydractinia symbiolongicarpus
Lineage: Eukaryota; Metazoa; Cnidaria; Hydrozoa; Anthoathecata; Hydractiniidae
Product: prolyl 4-hydroxylase subunit alpha-1-like
Exons: 18
Coding region: 758-2473 (571 amino acids)
Biological process (GO): peptidyl-proline hydroxylation to 4-hydroxy-L-proline
Cellular component (GO): endoplasmic reticulum
Molecular function (GO): L-ascorbic acid binding; protein binding; procollagen-proline 4-dioxygenase activity
Source: RefSeq, a predicted model, not a curated record
UUUGUUUACAUUUUUACCUCCAAUUCUGCGCGCGCAUCGGGCAUUACGUAAUCACUUGGAUGCGUGCGCAGGUAAAUAUCGGGACUGUGACUCCAUGUAUAGGAAUGAUAUCUCACGCGGUUGUUGAGAGAUUGGUGUGCUUGCACGGUUUUUGCCGCUCAAGUAAGAACUUUACACUUGCAGGGCAUUUAUUGAUAAAAGUAUCAAUUGACUGUGAAAAGCUUUCCUUCCUGUUAGUGUGUGUGUGAGUUCCAAAUUUUUAAACAUGCGAAAGAAGUCCUGUGAGCGGUGUGUUUUUAGCAAGUUUGGGGACAGUGGCCUUGGUCGUUAAUUUGCCAGCCAAAUGUAAACAACGAUAAUGGCACCAAGAGCUGCGUAAGCACGUGUAUAACAUUUAAUCUGAACAGUGUUCUCUUCGUGAGUUCAAACAUUUUAAUGUAAGCAAUGUGUUGUUUGUAUAUGUCUAGUUGCUAGUAUAAAGGAUUGGAGAAUCAUUCUGUUUUGGAUUAUUUCUAUUGGUAUUGGCCUGAUGAUGACUAAAUGAAAUUCCAAAAAGUAUUUCAGUGAUGGCCUAUCAGAAUUUUGUAAAACAAAUGUUUACCAUUAUGGAUUAUAUUGUUUAAAUGAAUUAAACAUGCAAGUAGGAAAAAGAUAUCCAUAUGAAAUAUCACAAGAAGAAGCAUGGUGUUAAGAAUGGGAUGUAUUAGGGCAGUUUAACUUGAAUCAUGAUGUGGAUGACAUUCUUUAAUGAUUAGCCAUGAAGUCUGGAGGAGUUGUUGUGAGUUGUUUAAUUAUUGUUGGAAUUUUUGGCACUCCGUCAACUGCUGAAUAUUUUACGUCCACCAGUCAUCUGAAAAUGUUAUUGAAAAGCGAACAGCAACUAGCCUACAAACUCAAAGAUUUUAUCUCGUUCGAAGAAAGGAGAAUUAACAAACUUCGAAAGUUUUACGAGAAAAUAGAAUUUCUUGAAAAACUCACGUCUACGAGAGAUAUCAAUUCAUAUGUUGGUCAUCCUGUUCAAGCUUUUCUCACUUUGCGAAGAAUGGUGAAAGAUUGGCCUGCUCUUUUGGAACGUACAACUUCUAACAAGGAGAAAAACUUUCAAAGUCUCAUAGAAGAAAACAACUAUAUGUUUCCUACUAGUGAAGACAUGGAGGGAGCGAAGGAUGCGCUGUUACGAUUGCAAGAAACGUUUUCUUUAUCCGCUCAUGAGAUCGUUGAAGGAAUUUCAAAAGAUGUUCCCAUUGCAAAACUUGGUGCAGAAGAUGCUUUCGAUAUUGGUAGAAAAACAUACUUGCAGAGUAAGCAUGACGUCACUACUGGAUGGAUGAGAGAAGCGCUGAGACUGCUUGAAGUAAAUAGAGGUGUGAAUGAUGGAGCGCCAACAAGAUACGAAGUGCUAGAUCAUUUAGCGUGGUCGGAAUAUGUGUCAAACGACGUGAAAUCCGCAUUUAAACAUGCACAAGAACUGCUAAAAUUAGAUCCUGAAAACGAACGCUUUAAGAGCAACGUGAGAGCGUUUUGGAAAGAGAUGAACGAAACUGUGAACAGUAACGAAGAAGAAAAUGUCUCGAACCAAACAAGGAAAGCGAAAAAGCAAAGAAAACGAAAAUAUCCCCGUUUUUAUUACACAUCUGACGAAGAUGAACAUGUGCGAUAUUUUAUGGAGAAGAAAAGGAGCCACGAGCUGUGUCGUGGAGAGACGGAACCUAUUCCAAAGCGUCACACGAGCCAACUUGUAUGUUGGUACAAAACUGGUCAUCCCUUGUUAGUGUUGAAACCAGCCAAAGUUGAACGAGUGUUCCCAAAACCGGAGAUUCUACUUUUUAGAGAUGCUAUAUCGGACAAUGAGAUAGAGAAGGUUAAAAUACUGGCGCAUCCUUUGUUGCAACGCGCUACUGUGCACAAUCCGGUGACCGGAAAAUUAGAGUUUGCUCAUUACCGAACUAGCAAAAGCGCUUGGCUUGAUGAAAGUCAUGACGAGUUAGUGGAGGUGAUGAAUCGAAGAAUAGACGCAUACACUGGACUUAAUAUGGAAACUGCAGAAAAAUUGCAAGUUGCUAACUAUGGUAUGGGUGGCCAUUAUGAAACUCAUUUCGACUUUGCAAGGACUGUGCCGUUGCACCCUCCUCCCUGGAAAAAUCGGAGUGAUUACACGAUGCGAACAAAAGCAAAAGAGCGUGAAAUGUUGAAAGAAAAUGGUAACCGAAUAGCAACAGUAUUGUUUUAUAUGAGUGACGUCGAACGUGGCGGUGCUACAGUGUUCACGAAUAUAGGUCAAGCAGUGAAGCCUAGUAAGGGUGACGCGGUGUUUUGGUUCAACUUGCAUCACGAUGGCACUGGCGAUUAUGACACUCGUCAUGCGGCUUGUCCGGUAUUACUUGGCGAGAAAUGGGUGAGUAAUCGUUGGAUCCACGAACAUGGUCAAGAGUUCAGAAGGCCGUGUAAAUUGAACUUAGACGACAAUAAUUGAAUUCAUCAAUAGACAAAACCGCAAAAAUAUAAACCUC